UUCCAAUGUUUCAAAUGUGAACAAUUCAUUUUCAUAUUUAGUGAAUUAACUCUUGAUUGUUAUUGAAUUUAAAUGAUUAUCAUGAGAAUAAAUUGUUCUUAACUAAAUAUCAAAGACAGUUAAUUAGUUUCUCUUUUACCAAAUUCAUAGAGAUUGAAAAGUGUUAGUAAAUGUCAUCAUGUCUCUUUAUGAUGAUAUAAUUACCGGUGAUAAAAGUGACUCAAUUAAAGAUUCUAAAUCAUCUGAAUGGUCUGGAAUUAAAUUGUUAGAGACACAUUUAUUAUCGAAGAAGAAAAAUCAAGCCAAGAGAGAAAAUAUUCCAAGGCGACCUGUCGGGCCUCAUAGUGGACCUGGAUUCGGAUUCAAGAAUAAAACGAUCGUCGAGGAAACACCGUUGUCCUCAAUAUUGGAUUAUCAUGGAAAGAAUACAAAUGGAUCUUUAUUAGGAGGUGAUUGGGAUGUUACACAAGAAUAUGAUCCUUUAUUUCCCAAUGAUUAUGAGAAGAUAAUCAAAGAUCGACCAAAUAAUCCGGAUAAAGUUAAAAUAGAAGGUGAAAAGAAUCGUGAUUCAGAUGAUUAUGAACAUAGAAGACGACGUCCAAUCGAUAAAUCAUCAUCUUCGACAUCAGCAAAUUCUAACUCAUCAGGAUCAUUAUCAUCGGGAAUUUUGGUCAAUCCAACAGGUGGUUCAAUGUUUUCCAGGUCACUGGUGGAUGCUUAUAGUGAUGAUGAAGAGGAAGAUGUUAAACCUUCAGGUUAUUCUGGUCGAUCAGCACCAGUGGUCACUAGAGGGGCAGCAAUUGCUCCACCACCUUCACUGAUUGAAUCAACUGUAGUUAAAUCAACGUCUCAUGAAAUGAUGGAUACCUCGUCAUCAUCAUCAUCAGCAUCACCUAUAACUGUAUCAUCUUCCUCAUCUGCACCGAAAGGUUCAGUUGCUGCAAAGAUCAUGGCUCGAAUGGGUUAUAAGGAAGGUCAAGGUUUAGGUAAAGAGGAACAGGGGAUAAGUAGAGCACUUGAGGUGGAGAAAACGAGUAAACGAGGCGGUAAAAUUGUCGCUGGAACAGCAUCAGCAGCAUUACCACCACCACCGUCGCCACUUCCACCACAAUCGACUCCAACCCCACCGCAACCAUUUCCAGGAACAGUAUCAUCUUUAUACUCGGAUAUUGGAUCUUCAUCAAAUCCCGUUCAAGGCAAUUUAUCAGCGGCAGUUGAAUCGAUUACUGAUUUAAUGAAAAAUCCGACAAAAGUUGUUCUACUUCGUAACAUGGUUGGACCCGGCGAAGUCGACGAUGACCUGGAACCCGAAGUGAAAGAAGAAUGUUCAAAAUAUGGUGAGGUGGUAAGGUGUGUAAUCUACGAGAUUCAAGGUGGUCAUCCCGAAGAAGCGGUCAGAAUUUUCGUCGAAUUCAAAAGAGUUGAAGCAGCAAUCAAAUCGGUCGUUGAUUUAAACGGUCGAUACUUUGGAGGUCGAGUGGUGAAAAUAAGUUUCUAUGAUGUAGAAAAGUUCAAACGAUUAGAACUUAAUGAUUGAGAAUUAAAACCAAAAUCAUAAUUCACCAGGUAAAAAAAAAAGAAAAAGAAAAUGUUCCAUUUUCGAUAGUUUUGUUUUUCUUAUUCUCAUGAUUAUCACUCAUGUAAAUUAACAUUUCUACCGCUCGUUUCAUCUCAGACUUUGAUUAAAAUCAAUAAUCAAUAUUUAAUUUAUAA
This is a messenger RNA of Panonychus citri (citrus red mite), 1713 nucleotides long. It is a transcript of the gene Spf45, whose product is annotated as splicing factor 45-like. Lineage: Eukaryota; Metazoa; Arthropoda; Arachnida; Trombidiformes; Tetranychidae. The record is from RefSeq and is a predicted model, not a curated record. Gene Ontology annotation, molecular function: RNA binding. Gene Ontology annotation, biological process: mRNA cis splicing, via spliceosome; alternative mRNA splicing, via spliceosome. Gene Ontology annotation, cellular component: precatalytic spliceosome. The coding region runs from base 179 to 1537 and encodes 452 amino acids. The transcript is spliced from 3 exons.